Trichomycterus rosablanca is the source of this 4501-nucleotide messenger RNA. It is a transcript of the gene znf740a, whose product is annotated as zinc finger protein 740a. Bases 189 to 1724 code for a protein of 511 amino acids. The record is from RefSeq and is a predicted model, not a curated record. Gene Ontology annotation, biological process: regulation of transcription by RNA polymerase II. Gene Ontology annotation, molecular function: DNA-binding transcription repressor activity, RNA polymerase II-specific; RNA polymerase II cis-regulatory region sequence-specific DNA binding. Gene Ontology annotation, cellular component: nucleus; chromatin; transcription regulator complex. The transcript has 16 exons. Lineage: Eukaryota; Metazoa; Chordata; Actinopteri; Siluriformes; Trichomycteridae.
UGUUUUUCCUGUGUUUGUAAACUGUUAGCCCGUUAGCUGAAGCAGACGGAGAGAGAAUCGUACACGGUGCUACUUAUAAAACAGGGUAACAGGUACCAGAUGAUAGCAGUGGGUGCGGCCUGUUGUCCAACGUAUCAUCCUGAGUGACAGCUCUCCCGGCCCCGCCCGUUGCCCCAUCCUCUGUUGUGAUGUCACACAUACCAUCCGGCGCGGUCCGUGACCAUAUGAAAUGGGCCGGGCUGCUCGGGUGUGAAGCCGUCCUCUCCAGCAUGGCCCUGAUGCAGGCCAGCACCAUCUCCGCUCCAAAGAAGAUGAUGCCCCCGUUACCUCCACCCCCGAUGCCCGGUUCUGCCCCGAGGGACCCACAGGGACACAUGGGUUUAACCACGGCCAUGACCUGCCCUCCACUGCUUGUGCGUAAGGAAGGCGAAUACCACGCUGCCCGGCUGCUGGACGAGAAGGAAAUGCCAACCGGCGAGGACAUGCAGAAAAAGAAGAACAGGAAGGCGGGAACGCCCUGCAAAGUCCGAGAGCAGGAGGGGAAAGCCGGGAAGGCUGGUGUGAUGGACGAGAACGGGAACUGCACGCUGUCCAAAGUGCAGAAGAACUUCAUCUGCGAUCACUGCUACGGUGCCUUCAGGAGUGGAUAUCACCUGAAACGACACAUUCUCAUUCACACCGGGGAGAAGCCGUACGCCUGUGCCAUAUGUGACAUGAGGUUUAUUCAGCGCUACCACCUAGAAAGGCACAGCCUCACCCACACAGGCGUGAAGCCCUACGCUUGCACCAUGUGUGACAUGCGUUUUUUCCAACGUUACCACCUUCAGAGACACAGCCUGAUUCACACGGGGGUGAAGCCCUACGCUUGUUCCAUGUGUGACAGGCGUUUUUUCCAACGCUACCACCUGCAGAGACACAGCCUCACUCAUACGGGGGUGAAGCCGUACGCUUGCACCAUGUGCGACAUGAAGUUUUUUCAGCGUUACCACCUGCAGAGACACAGCCUAACCCAUACGGGGGUGAAGCCGUACGCUUGCACCAUGUGUGAUAUGAGGUUUUUCCAACGCUACCACCUCCAGAGACACAGCAUCACCCACACGGGGGUGAAGCCGUACGCUUGUUCCAUGUGCGACAUGCGUUUUUUCCAUCGUUACCACCUGCAGCGCCACAGCCUCAUUCACACGGGCGUGAAGCCCUACGCUUGUAACAUGUGUGACAUGCGUUUUUUUCAACGCUACCACCUGCAGAGACACAGCCUGACCCAUACGGGGGUGAAGCCGUACGCUUGCUCGAUGUGCGACAUGAGAUUUUUCCAACGUUACCACCUGCAGAGACACAGCCUCACUCAUACUGGGGUGAAGCCGUACGCUUGUUCCAUGUGUGACAUGAGAUUUUUCCAGCGUUACCAUCUGGAAAGACACAGCCUCACUCAUACUGGAGAGAAGCCUUUUGCAUGCGACAUGUGUGACAUGCGCUUCAUACAGCGCUACCACCUGGAGAGACACAAGCGUGUUCACAGCGGGGAGAAACCGUACCAGUGUGAACGAUGCCACCAGAAUUUCUCCAGGACCGACAGGCUGCUCAGACACAGACGGCUGUGCCAGGGACGAGGCGUGGCCAAAGUGGAGGCCACGCCCUGCUGCGAGCCUCCCCCGUUUCCACACAACCCUCUCCCGGGCCCUCCUCCGGCCCCGCCCACAGCCUGGAGUCGCCUGGCGGUCUGACAUUCCGGCGUCUGUCCAGCCGACGAGAACCGUAAACACACUCACACUUCUGCUCACUGCCGGCUCACCGCGGCGAGGAAACGAAAACACCCGGAGAUCACCCCCUGCCUCCCGGGGACCGACUUUACUAACAGAAUCUGGACAGAUGGACCUCGUUUGGAAUUGUUUUAUAUGCGUCUGUUUUUGUUUCGGCGACUUUCGGAGCCACGACUUCACCGGGGGGCGUGGGGAAUUUAGAAAAACGAUUCGGCGUCGGAGACGUUAAAAAAAAUCAUAAAUAAAACGAUAGUUUAGUCCGAUUACAGGCUUAAAACACGUCGAAUAAAAUCUCUGUGUCUGGAGUGAUGGAUUUUAAUACACAUGGUGCCAAAAGUAUGUGGACACCUCAUCUAAUUCUCCACUUUAUUUAUACAAAUUAUUAUUAAUUUUGUGUUGCUGAUAAAUAUCAUUUAUCUGGAUCUGGGUUCCAGCAUCAUGGGUUGAAUUGGAACUGGAACAUCACUACAAAGCUUAACCAUCAACAUCAAUGCCUGACCGCACAGGUUCCCACAGACACACUCCAAAACUCUGUGAUCUUGUGGAAAGCCUUCUCAGAAGAGUGGGGGCUGUUGUAGAUGCAAAAAGGGAACGUCUGUAAUUAUGUCUGUGCUUUUAAAAUCGGGACGUCCAACAAGCUCGUGGUGGGUGUCCACAUACUUUUGGCUGUAUAUAAGCUGUGUAACGUGUAGUAGGUGCUGCCAGUACAGUAGAACAUCCUCGGAUUAGGGUUUGGUCCCGUUCAUUUCAUCUCCAACCACCUUUAAGCCCAAAACAGGGGGGCGGGAGUAAAAACUGUCCCGAAAGGUUCCGGCUUCAGAGUUAUGGAACCUUUUAAGGAACCAGGAACCGGACGCAGCUUCCUAUGGCGCUGUGUCGGAGUCACAACUGUGGAGGAUCUUGAGUUCUGAAGGUUCCUCACAUGAGGAGGGAACCUUGAGAGGAGUUAUAUCUGUUUGAUCAUUUUAGGAUGUGGGAUGGGGCGACUACUGAUGGAACCCAGGGGAAUCGCUUCCAGGCUCUCUCGUCCAAUAUCAGCACCUGACUUCACAGGUCCCUGCUGGCAGAAUGGGCUUAAAUCCCCACACACACAGUAGAAUCUCGUAGCCUGCACUUGCCCGACCAGAUAAUGAUUAGAUGUCCAGAUACUUUUGGCUGUGUAAGCUGUUGAGGUUCUGACGUCCGUGUGUGAGGAGAUCUGUGCCGUCUGACCAGAUCAUGACCUGUUGUAUCAGGUGAAGCUUCUGCUGGGUUGGCAGAGCUGGCAUGGGCAUGACCCUGGCGCUUGAGAUGAUGGGUUUGAUGUUGGGUAGUAAAGCUGAAGAUCCUCCACAGUUGCUGGUUCUAGGGGUUCAUGGUUUCGUUCUCGGUGGAGGUCGGAUUUUCCAUUCGCCGGUUGCUUGAUGAAACAAUAAUAAUAUUAAUAAUAAUUAUAAUGAAUUGUUGUAAAUAUGAAACUCCUGAAACGUCUCCGGUUUGGAAAUGACGGCGUGGCGAUCGUGUGAUCUUCGCUCUCGGCGGGAAUUCACCCGGGCGUGGACUCUGGUGCGGAAGGACUGAAUCUCGACGCCGUUUUAUCGUUUAUUCAUGAAUUAUAUAUAAUAAUUUUAUUCCUUUUUUCUUCUUAUUCGUCAUUUCCUGUGUGUACGGCGGGAGGGAUUCCCCAUGAGAUCUGGCAACCCAGUGCCAAACCGGUGGAUCGGUAGGAGCCAGGCGUGUGUCCAAAUUCAGUAGUCACGUCACCGUAGUUGUGUUCAUGGUCUGUAUGGAGUUUGGCAUGUUCCCGGGCUGCCUGUUCCAAAUCACUACUGGGCGUGAAUGUGCAAGGGUGCAUUGUGCACUGGUUUCCCGUUGGCAUUGCACCCACUGCGGCCCUGACCAGGAUGAGGUAGCCAGUCAGAAUAAAUAAACGACUCGCCAUAAAUUAUUAUGGGAUGUUUUUAUUCUGUGACCCCUUAAUGCUGCUGAGUUGGAUUGUGUGUAAAUGUGGAAGAGAGUGGUGAGAGUGAGAACUACAGGUGCAGCUCAUUUUGCCCCCUAGUGGUGACAGAGUGAACUACAUAAGCAGCUCAUCAGACAGAAAGAACUACAGGAGCAGUUUGUUAAAUUUGGAACGUUGAGAGGAUAAAAUAUUUGAUUUGUCGUAUCAGAAUCGUGGACACAUGCCUGUAAAAAACCACCCAGUUCCAAACAUUUCCAUCGAGCAGCUGAUUAUUCUCUAUUUCUUUUGUUACGUCUAUAUAAAAAAAAAAGAAUGAUGCUAUUUUAGUUCUGUAGUAACAUACAGUGUGUUUUUUAUUUUAAUUUCUAAUAUAAAACACUGGAGCGGGAAGAGAAGUGGAGCUAUAGAUGUUUUUGUUUUAUAUAUAUAUGAAAUAGUUUGUAUGGUAGGUAUUAGCUAAAGCCGCCUCGUCCUCACGCGCCCUCGCUAACGUUCACGUGCAGCGUCAGUACGAUUAAAACACGCGUAUAUAAAUAUAUAAGUGUACCUGGAGUUGGUAGAAAUGUUUCAGCCUCUGUGUUUUAGUGAAUUCUGAUCAUAAAUAUUUAGGACAGGAGGAGACGGUAGCUUUGAUCUCUCCUGCAUGCCGGCGUUUCCACAGACUUUCCUUUUGAGUUUUUUGUAAACACACCUGUAUUCCUGACAUGAACCAAACCAGCAGGUGAUGGGAUUCGUUUUCAUUGUGUGCAGUGAACCGAGGGGCUUUGAUUACAUCCAAAUAAAAUCCUGUACAAAAACA